GUGCAGAAAUUGGGCUGUUUCGUAAAAGUUGUCAUCGACUUGAACUUGGUGUGCAACCAGUUCAGUUGUAGUUUUCUUCCAUUUCUGUCGUAGAAAAUGUCGAUCGCAAAGCUCUUGAAAACCUUCAACAAAGUCAUCCCCUCAAACCCCACUUCGAUAUCGAACCAAGAAAUAAUUGCCGAAAAGCUAGCUAAAACCCUUGUGAGCUCGGGCCUUAAACCCCUUCAGGCCACACCAUCCCUGCUCUCCAAUCUCGAUUCCCACAUAAUCCACCUUGUUCUCUCAAACCCACAUGUCCCACCUCAUUCUUGCUUGAGUUUCUUCAAAUUUUUGCAAAAAAAUCAAUCUUUAACUCCACAAAAACCUGAUCUUCGAGCCCAUGUAACUCUUGUUUGUAGGUUACAUGGGGCUCGAAAGUUUGCUGAAAUGAAGAAUAUAUUGAAUUGUAUUGUGGCUGAUGAUAAUCUCCGAUGCCCGGUUUCCAUUAUUGUUUCGUUGGUUGAGGAGGAUGGGUUUAAUGAGCCUAAAUUUGUUGGGAAAUUGUGUGAUAUGCUAAUGAGGGUUUACUCGGAUGAUAGAAUGUUUGAAGAGGCUGUUGGGGUGUUUGAUUAUAUGGAGAAGAAUGGGUUUGAGAUUGAGGAAAGGUCUUGCUUUGUGCUUUUGCUUGCUUUGAAGAGGUGUGAUAGGGUGGAGCUGUGUUUCGAGUUCUUUCAUCGAAUGGUUGAGUCGGGUGUUGAGAUUACGGUUUAUGCAAUGACUAGUGUGAUUGAUGGGUUGUGCAAGAGAGGAGAGGUUGAAAGGGGUAGGGAGUUGAUGGCUGAAGUUGUUGGUAGAGGGAUUAAACCCAAUGUGAUCACUUACAACACAUUUGUGAAUGCAUAUGUUGAAAGAAAGGAUUUUGGGGGUGUGAAUGAGAUGUUGAGCAUGAUGGAGAGGGAUCAAGUGGCUUACAAUGUAGCGACUUAUACAAUUUUGAUUGAAUUGUAUGGGAGUUGUGGCAAGAUUGAAGAGGCAGAGAGGUUGUUUGAGGAAAUGUGUAAGAAAGGGAUAAAAGCAGAUGUUCAUGUUUAUACUUCAAUUAUCAGUUGGAAUUGUAGAUUGGGAAAUAUGAAAAGGGCAUUUGUGUUGUUUGAUGAAUUAACUGAGAGAGACCUUGUUCCUAAUGUGCAUACUUAUGGCGCUCUAAUUAAUGGUUCAUGCAAGGCGGGGCAGAUGGAAGCGGCGGAAAUCUUGGUAAAUGAGAUGCAAAGCAAAGGACUUGACCUGAAUCAAGUGGUAUUUAAUACAUUGAUGGAUGGGUAUUGCAAAAGGGGGAUGAUAAAUGAAGCUCUAAGAUUGAAGGGUGUCAUGGAAAAUAAAGGACUUGAGGCUGAUACAUUUACUUAUAACAUAAUUGCUGGAGGGUUGUGUAAAUUGAAUCGGCAUGAGGAAGCGAAAACGUUGUUAUUCACAAUGGUAGAAAGGGGUGUGGCUCCAAAUACAGUGACUUUGACUACCUUGAUUGACAUAUAUUGCAAAGAAGGAAACUUUGUAGAGGCAAAGAGGGUGUUCAGUGAGAUGGAAAAGAAGGGAGUGAAACCAAAUACAGUUACAUACAAUGCUUUAAUUGAUGGGUAUAGCAAGAAAGGAAAGAUGAAAGAAGCUCAUAGGCUAAAAGAUGAGAUGGAAGAUAAGGGUAUAAAGCUGGACACAUAUACAUACACAUCUCUUAUACAUGGGGAAAGUGUUCAUGGGAAGGUAGAUAUGGCACUAAAACUGUUUGAUGAAAUGUCUUGGAAGGGUUUAGUUCGGACUGUAGUCACUUACACAGCAAUGAUCUCAGGCUUAUCUAAGGAGGGGAGAUCAGAUGAAGCUUUUAGAUUGUAUGAUGAGAUGAUGAAGUUGGGCCUUACACCUGAUGAUAGAGUAUAUUCUUCACUUGUGAGCAGCCUUCAUACUGCCAGGCCUUAGAUUUGGAGGGUUCAUCACCAAUAACCGUUUAAAGGAUUCUAGACCACAAAAAGAAUUCAGUUUCACAUUUCUGCUGGCAGUAAAAAGUGAAAGAAGAGAGCUAAUAUGAGUUAGCAACACAUAUUUAGUUUGUUUUGCGUCUCUAGUAGAAACUAUUUAUGGGCUUAUAUAGGAGUUCUCUUCGAAAGGAAGAAGUUUCAGUCCCACAUUAUUCUCACCAAUGGGAGUGUACCAGAGCAAAAGGUUGGUUGAAUGUAUUAUCUGAACAGGAAGACCUUGAGGAGAAGUUGGAACUGGCCCAAGGAUCGAAAGCUAGACCUUGAACUUAACAAACUGAACUUGUUCUGCAGUUGCGGGCACUGUAUGUUCUUUUAAAUAAUUAGUUACAACAAAGGGGGGGAGAAUUUGAAAUAUCAUGCAGUACCAGUUGAGCUACAAGGCUCUUGGCGAUGUAUUACUAUUCUGCAACAAGCUAAAAUUUGUAAUGGUAAAUGAGAAAACCUUAAGUUGCCAUUGCUAAAACACUGUCAGUAACAAAGUGCCUUGACUCAAAUAACACUUCCUCCUCAUACAAACCUGAGUGAGGGUAAGGUUGUGGGUUUAAAACCCACUGGUGGUGUGUGUAAGUGUAACUUACAAUAGUUAGGUGUGUUUCAUGUAGUCAUGUGUUGAUGUGUGUUUGUAUUUGAAUGUAAUAUAUAUAUAUAUAUAUAUAUAUAUAUGGAGGGUUUUGGCAAAUGAUCUUCUAAGCAAGGUCCGUAAAUUGUAUAUUCUGAGUUUUGUCCUCCAUAGGCAAAUAUCAUUUUACUCAUUUUCUGUUCUACACAAGAAUGAUCACAUCUUGUGCAUUUGAGCUUCCAUAACCACAAUAUAUAUUCACUUGUAUAUUAUAUUUCUAUUUGUGGCCAUGUAGUUUUAUGUGGAAGAAUGACUUGUGGUGUUUAUACUUCUCCACUCAUGUUAUCUUCAUUUUUCUCUUGCCAGGUUCCUCUCCUGGUGAUCAAUUAUGACCUUCCAAACAAUCCUGAGCUUUACAUUCGUCGGAUUGGUUGUUCUGGUCCUCAAGGAAGAAAGUUGAUCUGGGCAUUGUCGAAACCGACUUUUCAAUGUUUGUGGGUUGUUGCAAUAAACUUGGCCAAAGCUGAUGAAAUCAAAAUCCUACAAGACUUAGAGCAGUACUACGAUACUCAUAUUGAUGAAGUGCCGAGCAAUAUUGAUCUAAUAUAAGUCUUGCUAGCCAUCUUGUGUGUUGAUGCAUGACAUUUUUGCGGUUGACAUAAUUUUUGUUUUGAUGGUUUAUACUUCAUACGGUGGAGGGUGAGAUGACAUUCUCUGGUGUACAACAUUACAUAUAUAUGUUAGAGUUGGAUUCCCUCCAUUAACGUCCAUGUGAUUGGGAUUUCUCUGCAAUGUUCUCACAUUGUAUGGGGGAUGGGACAUUGUAUUUUGUAAGGGGUUUAGUUUCAGUGAUUUGCUAGGUUUUUGUGAUGAUAAGGGAUAUCUCUGUUGGUUUGUUUCUCUCAUUAU
Molecule: messenger RNA, 3477 nt
Organism: Quercus lobata
Lineage: Eukaryota; Viridiplantae; Streptophyta; Magnoliopsida; Fagales; Fagaceae
Product: Pentatricopeptide repeat (PPR-like) superfamily protein
Exons: 3
Coding region: 97-1950 (617 amino acids)
Biological process (GO): chloroplast-nucleus signaling pathway; mitochondria-nucleus signaling pathway
Cellular component (GO): chloroplast
Molecular function (GO): protein binding
Source: RefSeq, a predicted model, not a curated record